This is a messenger RNA of Polistes canadensis, 2865 nucleotides long. It is a transcript of the gene Pitslre, whose product is annotated as cyclin-dependent kinase 11B. Gene Ontology annotation, molecular function: cyclin-dependent protein serine/threonine kinase activity; ATP binding. Gene Ontology annotation, cellular component: nucleus. Lineage: Eukaryota; Metazoa; Arthropoda; Insecta; Hymenoptera; Vespidae. Bases 271 to 2808 code for a protein of 845 amino acids. Gene Ontology annotation, biological process: protein phosphorylation; regulation of mitotic cell cycle. The transcript is spliced from 9 exons. The record is from RefSeq and is a predicted model, not a curated record.
GCAGUUUAGUUUGAGUAAUCAAUCGGUAAAGACGCGCGUAAUACAUGCAAUUAAUAAAAGUGCAUUAUAUUUCUAUGAAAAAGAAGAAUUUAAUUAUGUUUUAUCAUUAGUGAUAAAAUUUAGGCGAAUUUCUUGUAUAUUUCUAAGAUAUUAAUGUUUUUAAUAAGUUACGUACGUUCCUUGAUAAGAAUGACCGAAAAGUGUGUUAAGUGAAAACGUAUUACAUUAUGUAUGUAUGUAUGUAAGUACUUACAUACAUAAUGCCGAGGAAUGCUCAUGCUACCGAGAUUUUAUAGUUUUUCAGAAGAAGAUGGCGGUGAUACAGCUGAUUCCUUGGAUAUAAAACCACCCCAGGCUGUAAUCCGACAUAGAAAAUCAGGAUCUUCUCAUAGAAGAGAGAAACACAAUGAAAGAAGAGAUCGUCGUGAGGAUAAGGAACGCAAAUCACGUCACCAUGACCGUGGCGAAGACAGGCAUAGAGACAAACAUAGACACCGUAGACAUGGUAUGGACCCAUUGGAGAGAUCAGAAAGACCAGAAGGUUCUAAAAGAGAAAGAGAAAGAAUGGAACGAUUAGAGAGGAUGGAGAGUCAUUCUAGGGAUAGGGAAUCGAGGCAUGAACGAAAGGAACGUUCUACGGGUGACAGAGUAUUAGAAGAUUUAAGAGAAAGAUUAUUGGAUAAGAGAAGAGAAAGAAGAGAAGAUCCUCGAGAAUUACGUGAAUAUAAGAUUGAAUCACGACGUGAAAUACGUUUGGAUGAUCCUCGUGAAAUUCGUGAUUCUAGAGAUCGCAGAGAGGUACGAAUAGAAGAAAUACGUGAACGUCGUGAUAUGCGAACUAUCGAUGAUGGAAGUGGUAGUAGUCGUCGUGAUAUUCGAAUGGAAGAACGUAGACAAAUUCGUGUUUUAGAAGAGCAAUAUUCUGAAACCGAUUUGAUGGAAAGAACUGAAAGGAGUGAGAAGCGACACAAGAGAUCUCAUAAACAUGAUAGAUUCCGUGACAGAGAAAGAGAAAAAGUUGAACGAGAGAAAGAACAUAGAGAGAAACAGUUACGAGAAGCUAUGGAAAUUGUUAGUACGGAAGAAGUAGACGAAAUGGAGAUCAAUGAAAUUCAAAUUCAUCCGAAAGAACCAAAAGAAAUGACCGAGCAAGAGCUUAGAAAAGAAAGAUUAUUAGAAGCUGACAGAGAAAUGGCUAGAAGAAAGGAAGUAUCCCGUCUAGAAUUAGAAGCUAGACGAUUGAAACGAGGUGAAAAACGACCGUUAAGUCCUGAAACUGAUCAAGACCCAUCUAUCGUUGAAUUAUCAGACGAAAGCCCUAGUCCAACACAAUCCGAUGAAGGUCGUUCUAAAUCAGUCGAAUCAAGACAUUCUUCAGAUGGGCAAAGAAGUAUACAUGAGAGAUCAUCAGACAGACAUUCUUCUGAUUCUUCAGAUUCUAGUAGUGAAGAGGAAGACGAUUCAAACGAAUCAAAUAAAGGUUCUAAUGGUGAUUCUAACGAUGGAUCUGAUUAUAAUAAUCCAAGUCCGUUGUCUGUAGAACGGUUAGCAAAAUCUGAUCAUUCAGAUGGAGAUUCACCUGGUCAUGUUGAUCCGAAUGGUACUAUCAAAAAUACAGAAGAACAAGAGGAAGAAGAGGAAAAGAAAAACGAGGAACCUGAAUUACCUCCAUAUUUACCAGCGAUUCAAGGUUGUAGAAGCGUUGAGGAAUUUCAAUGCUUAAAUCGUAUAGAGGAAGGUACUUAUGGUGUUGUAUACAGAGCUCGCGACAAACGAACGGAGGAAAUCGUUGCAUUGAAAAGAUUAAAAAUGGAGAAAGAAAAGGAAGGAUUUCCUAUUACUAGUUUAAGGGAAAUUAAUACUUUAUUGAAAGCACAACAUCCUAAUAUUGUAACUGUACGAGAAAUAGUUGUUGGUAGUAACAUGGAUAAAAUAUUUAUAGUUAUGGAUUAUGUGGAGCAUGAUUUAAAAUCAUUGAUAGAGACGAUAAAGCAAAAGAAACAAGCUUUCAUUCCUGGUGAGGUAAAGUGUCUUAUGCAACAAUUAUUACGUGCUGUAGCUCACUUGCACGAUAAUUGGAUUCUUCAUCGUGAUUUAAAAACAUCAAAUUUAUUACUAAGUCAUCGAGGUGUUUUAAAAGUUGGCGAUUUUGGUUUAGCUCGUGAAUAUGGAUCUCCGUUGCGACAAUAUACACCAGUUGUAGUUACACUUUGGUAUAGAGCACCAGAAUUAUUGUUAGGUGGCAACGAGUAUAGCACACCUAUUGAUAUGUGGUCUGUAGGAUGUAUUUUUGCAGAAUUAUUAAGAAUGGAAGCACUCUUUCCAGGAAAAUCAGAAAUUGAUCAAUUGAAUAGAAUAUUUAAAGAAUUGGGUACACCGAGUGAUCGUAUUUGGCCAGGAUAUAGUAAAUUACCAAUGGUUCAAAAAAUUCCAUUCGCUCACUAUCCUGUUAAUAAUUUAAGACAAAGAUUUAGUUUAUCUCUUUCGGAUUUAGGCGUUGAAUUAUUGAACAAAUUCUUGACAUAUGAUCCACAACAAAGGAUAACUGCCGAUGAUGCCUUGAAACAUUCAUACUUUACGGAAGCACCUUUACCAAUCGCUCCAGAAAUGUUUCCUACCUGGCCUGCUAAAUCCGAAUUAGGACAAAGAACGGCCAAUGCAUCUCCCAAACCACCUAGUGGUGGAAAAGAAUACAAACAGUUGGGAGACGGCGACGAUGCUGAUCUAAGUAAUUCAGGUUUUCAUAUGGGAUUGAUGGAUGGUGGAAGACACCCCCCUGUUGGAGGUGGUUUUCAUUUGAAAUUUUAACAAUUGUAACAAAUUCUUUGUUAAUACGAAAAAAUAAAUACAUAUAUAUUUAUAUAU